Sinocyclocheilus rhinocerous is the source of this 4009-nucleotide messenger RNA. RefSeq names its product protein lin-54 homolog. NCBI's taxonomy places the organism in Eukaryota, Metazoa, Chordata, Actinopteri, Cypriniformes, Cyprinidae. Gene Ontology annotation, biological process: regulation of DNA-templated transcription. The record is from RefSeq and is a predicted model, not a curated record. Gene Ontology annotation, cellular component: nucleus. The transcript has 14 exons. Bases 946 to 3090 code for a protein of 714 amino acids.
UCCUCUCAUGUUGCCUUUUGUAAUUAAACCGAUAGUAUUUUGGUUUUAAACUGUGUAAGUUUGACUUUUUGCGCUCAGGAUGUUUGUUUUAUGUUUGCACAAUAUGCACUGAUUCGGGUAAUGGAAAUAAUUAUCAAUAUUAAGUAUUGUUGAUGCACUUCUGUUUUCUAAACCGUAGUCGCUUUAUAUAUACAUAUCGUCGACAUGAAGCUUUAAAAGAACUACGUGGCUUUCGUUUGAGGGACAGUCUCUUUAAUGUGCACGAGUUUGCAAUAUUACAUUUUAAUUUUAUAUACAUGUGAUUGUACCAAUUCAUUUGAACUCAAAUAAUACAGGUGCACGAAGGUGAAGAGAAAAUUGCAAAACCUGUUGUUCAAAACCUGUAUGGCUUCUUUUUUGUCUGUGGAAGACCAGAAAGAUGUUUUCAAGCUGACAAAAUCAAUCCUCACUCAUUAAACUGUACGGAAAAAUAUGCACUGAUAGUGAAUGGGAACCGAGGCUGAUAAACAUUUUCUGUUUCAGUGAAGGAAAAGUUAUGCGGGUUUGAAACGAAUAACGACAGAUUAAGAUUUUUAAGUCUCAAAAGGAUAAUUGUGAACGUCGUUUGUCUGUUCUGCUCCUCCUUUGUGUGACAAAACAACAAAUCCUGCUGUUUUCUGCCGCUGUUUCUCGUGUCUGAACUGAUGACGAGAUGAAAAUGGCGGAUCUUUCGAAAUCUAACCCCGGCCUGAAAUAGAUAACUCUCUUUAACAGCAGACAAACAUCCCUGUCUACAAUAACGCGUAUGAAUGCCUUGUAAAUAGAGAUAUUUCCAUGGCAACAGGAUAGACAGGAAAGCAGGCGCGUCGAAUAUCAACAAACUCCGUCUGAUGUGAAACUGACAGACGGUCUUGUUUGGGUUCACUGAAUGAACUGUUGAGUGUGUUUUCAGUAACUUCGUACACGAUGGAUGUGGUUUCACCUGAGCUCAACAGCCUCCUCCCUGAUGAGAUUAUGGAUACGGAAGCCAUCGCGAUGGAAGAGGAGCUCCCCGCCGAGCACCUCGCUGCUCCUCCCCAAUCUGAACCAGAGCCACCGCAGGUUCCUAUGGAGACAGAGCUGCCUGAAAUCGUCAGCUUGUGUCCAGCCACCACGUCUAUGCAGAUUACCUCCACCUCCACCGACGCUCAGUGCAGCACCAGCUCAGGAACUCAGCUCCUCCUCGCCCCCUCCGGCCUUAUAUCCGGCACCACCACCUCUGCCAAAACCACCGGUCCUGCGGUGACUCAGAACCUCCCCAAAAUCUCCAGCGUUACUGUCCCGGCCAACCACCAGCUUAUCAUCAACAAAGUGUCCGGCGCCCCCGCUGCGGUUGGCAAGUCUCCAGGCGCUGCUGUUUGGCAAGUAUCGUAUUUCUCCUCACAGUUCACAAAGAAGCCCGCAGUAUCUACAGCUGGACCGAUGAUUACAAAGCUCAUCAUCACAAAAGCCCUGAACAAUAAAGGACUGUCCAGCCCAGCUUCAGUGGCUCCUGUAGUGACUGGGCGAGUUGUUACCCAGAGUACUCCAGUGACACCUCCACGCAACCUCACCAUUGGUGAGACCGUCAGCACUGUGCCACAGAAUACGUCUGGUAACAGCAAAGUCGCCAUCUCACCUCUCAAGUCUCCCAGCAAGCUGACUGUGGUUUCAAUGGCCAGUCAGUCUCCAAACUCGCCUCAGAAGUCUGUGACGCUGCCGCUCAGCGUGGCUCUGGGCCAGCAGAUCCUCACUGUUCAACAGUCUGCCGCCACCUCUCCAGCUAAAGCUGGAACCUGCCAGUCCACCGCACAGACUGUAAAGCCAGUGCAGACGGUGGGAGGAGUGGGAACAUCCCAGUUUAAGACCAUCAUCCCCCUCACCACACCUCCCAAUGUGCAGCAGAUCCAGGUGCCGGGCAGCCGCUUCCAUUAUGUGCGUCUGGUAACGGCCACCACCGGCAGUAGCACCGCACAGUCGAGCGGCAGCACCAACACCAACCCUUCAAUCCAACCAGCCAAGCCUGUGAUGAUGAACGCUGCAGUACGGAUGUCUGUACCCAUCGUCUCAGCACAGACCAUCAAACAGGUAGUACCCAAACCCUUGACGUCAGCAGCCCAGGUGGUGACCACCAGUCAGACGCCCCAGCGUCUCAUCAUGCCAGCCACACAUCUGCCACAGAUCCAGCCCAACCUCACCAGCCUGCCGCCGGGCACUGUGCUCGCCCCCGCCCAUGGCUCUGGAAACAUGGGCUACGCUGUGUUACCGGCCCCAUACGUUACGCAGAUCCCUCAGCCUGCGUUUGUGACUUUGACCAGCAGCUCCACCUUCUCUACAGCCACCCCUAUACAGACUCAAGCCAGGCUUUCACUUAACGGUUUAUCAGCGUCUGAAGCAGCUUCAAGGCAGAGAAAACCCUGCAACUGCACACGGUCACAGUGUCUGAAGUUGUAUUGCGAUUGCUUUGCCAACGGGGAGUUCUGUAAUAACUGCAACUGUGUUAAUUGCUUCAACAACCUUGAUCAUGAGAGUGAAAGACUGAAGGCCAUCAAGGCAUGUUUAGACAGAAACCCUGUGGCUUUUAAGCCCAAGAUUGGCAAAGGCAAACAAGGGGAGUCAGACAGGAGACACAGCAAAGGCUGCAACUGUAAGAAAUCUGGCUGUCUGAAAAACUACUGCGAGUGUUAUGAGGCAAAGAUCAUGUGUUCGUCCAUGUGCAAGUGCAUGGGCUGCAAGAACUUCGAGGAGAGUCCAGAGAGGAAGACGCUGAUGCACCUGGCAGACGCUGCAGAGGUACGAGUCCAGCAGCAAACCGCAGCCAAAACCAAACUGUCCUCACAGAUCUCAGAUCUGCUCACCAGAACCACACCGGCCAUCACCAGCGGAGGCGGAAAGUUGCCAUACACAUUCGCAACAAAGGAAGUGGCCGAGGCGACGUGUGACUGUCUGCUGGAGCAGGCCGAGCAGGCCGAACUCACCAACCAGCCUCAGGCCGUGGCAGAACGCCUCAUUCUGGAGGAGUUUGGUCGCUGCCUCAGGAGAAUCAUCAGUUUUGCUGGCAAAGCCAAGACGGACUGUCCCAUCAACUGCUAGAGCCCUCCCGCUCGUUUGGGGCCCAGGGUGUUGCUGAACCUAGACUCGGGCUCCACUGAGGGCACUUUUACCGGCCCUCAUAUGGAUUCAUGGGCCUUCUAAUGAUAAGGCACAAACCAGAACUUCCCAUUGGCCUGUGAGGUGUGUUGUGGAGGACGCCCUAUAUUCAGUAGGAGGACUACAGUACUUCAUUGUAGCCCCUGCGCUGGACUUAACACCGUUUGCUUUACCGGAAGGGGUUUAUUUUAGAACGAUUGAUACUAUUUUAAGGUAGUUUGUGUUUUGUUUGGCAAUGUUUUCCACUUUUAAAUCUGUAUAAUCAUGAUAUGUGUUUGUCUUUUAAAACUGGAUUUUCAUAUCGUCAUUCACUGUCGUCUGAAAGCCCUUACUGAUGACCUCGGGAUAGUCGGGAUGAGGAAGGAACUUCCCUGCACAUGUUAUAAUUAGCCGUCUGAUCAUGACUUGUAUACAGUAAGUAGCCUGUACUGUAGCUUCAUUAUAUUGAAUUGCUCGCAGCAGAUUCUGUUCCUUGAGCAGAAUGGGGUUCAGUCUUCAUCGUUCCAUUCAUGUUCAAGCACGCAAGCGUUCAGCCGGGCCGGCCUGAGAGUCGCUGGAUGGGACGAGGGCCGCACGAGAUUGAAGUGGAGCAUGGCGGUACAGGUUUCCUGUACUCCAGAAAUCUAAGAUUAGAUUUGAAUCUUUAAUAUUGAAAAAACAAGCAGCUAAAUAAGCUUUGUAAUCCAGUAGUGAGUCUUAAAGCUUGUUUGAUAGGCUCCUUCAUCUCAGUCCGCAGAUCAGUUGAGAGCCUGCUCGAUGAUUUUAUUUUUUUUCUCCAGGUUUGUUUGUUUGGUUUGGGUUUUAUUUGCAGUUAUUGGUUGAUCAGCUCUGUCAGGGCCUAAUUAAACCAAACCUUUCCAUA